AUGCAGGAGGUGAUCGAAGACCUGCCGCUUAACCGCCUGCUCGUCCACUUUGACGAAUUAGGCAAGACAGUCAAGUCUAGGGUGUCACCGCUGCUGUACGACUACUUUGAAGAAAUCAUUCUAUCAUUCGGCGUGAACAUCGUAACCUUCAAAACAGCCAAAGUACUGUACCAAGUGCUGCGAAUUUUAGAGUCCCAGCCAGACGUGUUGAUCCUCCUGCGCGAUCGCCCGCAGUACAAAGUACCAGAUGUGGAUCCGUACCUGGGGGUGGGACUGCGCAGCGAAAUUGGGAACGUGACGCUGCGGCGGCGGUCGGCGCAGGCGCUGCAAGGCGGUCUGAACAAAAAGUAUGACGAGUACGAACAGUGGGCUCUGACCAAGGUUGGAGCGGAAGCAGCUUGGAAUGUCACACACGGUGAGCAGGUGGUGGUGGCAGUCAUCGACACGGGCUGUGACUUGACGCAUCCGGACCUCAAGGAUAACAUCUGGACCAACCCCAAAGAGACAUUCAACGACACUACCGACAACGACAAGAAUGGCUUCAUUGACGACAUCAACGGCUUCGACUUUGCCGGCGAUUGUGAGAACUACAACUCCACCGAAGCUAAUUGUGGCAAACGGCCCUCACCAAUGGAUAGCGUGGGCCACGGCACCCACUGCAGCGGCAUCAUUGCGGCCGUCCAGAACAGAGUUGGCAUCAUCGGUGUAGCACCCAACGUCAAAAUCAUGUGUCUGAAGGUCACACCCAAUACCGGUCAAUUUUAUACCAGCUAUAACCUGGAAGCCAUCGACUACGCCAUCAAGAACGGUGCCCACAUCAUUAGCUGCAGCUUCGGACCUAAGAAGCCCAUACCUAAACCCGACGACUUGAAACUCCAGGAGCUGGUAAACGAGACGGGGUUGUACAACUUAUCCAUGAACGCGAUUGUGAACAAGAGCAUGCUGCUGGUAGCUGCGGCGGGCAAUGAGGCGACGGAUUUAGAUAAAAUUGGCUUCUACAACCCCUGCACCCUUGCCAGGACCUAUCCCAAUAACGUCCUGUGCGUCAUGGCCACUGACGAUGCGGACAAACGCGUGGAGGGUGAGCUUCCCAGCUCUGGCAGCAACUACGGGUCCAAAACGGUUUCCAUAGCCGCACCCGGCCUACAGAUAUUGAGUACGAUCCCUUCGAUAUUCAAGUACAAUUACAACAGAUACACCAAUAUGUCAGGAACAUCCAUGGCCACACCUAUGGUCGCGGGCGUGGCGGCACUUAUAACAUCCAUCCUGGGGAAGAGAGAUAACAACAUGUACAAGAACUGGUGUGCAUGUGCACCAUUUGUAUGCGGUGGACUUAAUGUAAUUGGGGAACGAGUGCCAGGUGCUCGUCCAGCUGUCCGGUUGCGGGCUGGGUCCUGCAAGUAUGCCAUUGCUGAGAACCGCCGCUCGUCCUCCACCGACCAUGGAGGCACCGUCACGAACACCAUCUUAGCCAAAGCUGAAAACUCCGUCAAGGAGCCUGCAAGACCCGGCGCGUUGCUGAUCCGCUGCCAUAGUCGUGAGGGUCCCCAGGCCCGGCAGAUUCUGGUGGGCUCGAGCGACAGAAUCGAUCUUCAAAAUGACCAGACGGCGGAUAGUUACCGCAGGAUCAACGCCGAUGCAGCAGUGCAAUCCGCUAUGCGGCGGCUCGAUGGCAUAAUCUGGAUGAAAAAGGCGGUCUUUUCGUUGCCGGACCAAGUCGCGAUGAUGGAAGGCUUCCUUAUGAUCUACUACAACAGCACUAACAACACCCCGGAAAUUGUAGCUGAGGCUACCCAGGCAAGUGAUGUGGCGCAGUUCUCGAACUACAUCACCAAUCUUGGGACAUUGAAAAUCAGUGCAUAUAUGUACCUGUCGAAGACAGGACUGUACCGUCUUUCUGUCAACACCAGCGCGAGCCCAUCGGAUUUGGCGGUGUUCGUCGGUGAUCAGCAGCUCAGUGACUGCAGCCAAACGUAUCUGCUGUAUUCCACGGGAGACUGGUAUAACCUGAAUAUUACCUACAUCAACCCGAAGGAGCCGAUUAACAUCUACAUGUCGGAGCCAGACAGCUCAGAUCUGCCGGUCAAGAACUUGGGCGGCACCUUCUUUAUCGCCACGUCCACACCGCCCCGCGAUUUCUACUAUGCACCCAACAUCUCAUUGUCAUCAGCGUGGCAGGUUCUCGCUCGGGACCCUGGCGUACCGCUCGCCCUGUCCAGCAUCCUUAGCUCCAAACUACAACUGGACCAGCCGUACAGCUUCAGCGCUGUCCUGCCCGACCUGACCAAUUUCAACUCAGCCUCGUCGACAACGGCCAACGUCAAUCAGCUUCAAGCUGCGCUAGGUCUCUCCGCCGGCUCGGGUCGGCUUGUGGGUAUCGCUCACACACGUCUCAGGGCGCCGGAGUUGGGCACGUCCGGGGUCUGCAACCAAUCCAUACCAUGUACCAUGCGUUUCCAGGUCUCAUGCGAGCUGUGUGGCCUGUAUGUCAACGGGCUUCAAGUUGUGAGCGGCUACGACUCCAGGAACUUGCUCCAGCCGGUGACCCGCGUCUCCCGAUGCGUCGCGCUGGGGCGCGGCCAAUCAAAUCAGACAGUCCUCCAUGACUUGGUGCUGCGCUUUGCCAUCGGGAACACAAGCGCCGGGACGACGCUGUCUGUUGGCUGGCUUCCAUGCAACCAGAACGAGCCAGCCCCACGAUCUCUAAAGCCGUACAUUAUGAAUAACCUGUUCUGGCAACCGUCUAGCGGUGUCGCAGGUUACGUGUCGGGUAUGCAAUGCGACGUGUGGCGCGACAGUAACGGCGGAGGGUCGAAGCCCUGGCUUCCUCUCAUCAAGUUCCGGCUGCCGACGGCGCUCGCACAUCUGAACCAGGGUGACGAUAACCAGCUCACAAACCCCUCGUCGGAAGAACCGGUGUACAGCGCAUUUAAAAACAGCGGGUGCUCGGCCAAUGAGUCCAUGUCGAAAAGCACCUGCGCCGCAUCUGCGGGCUUCCAGCUGCAUACAAUACUGAACAAGGGGGAAGUACUUAACGGCAAGUAUGUCGACGCGUCCGCCACGUUACGGUGCUGGACUUUUGUGAACGCCGGAUUCAGGAACGGAUUGGUACAGAGCCUGAAGUCUAUGGGAGUUAGGAUUUACUUGGGGGCCCAAAAGGUGUUGGAGCGUGGCGGCAAUCCCACACCUCCGAUGGCGCCCACCACCACCACACUGGGUGACUACUAUCAACUUUUGGCAAUCGAAUUCCCUAGCAUCCUGUACGGCGCCGUUUGGGCGGUGGUUAACGGCACUGGAAAGGACGACCUAGUCCGUAUCGACAUGUCUCGCACACUCUUGCCCAUUCCGCUAUUGGGCGGCAGCGCCGCCGCUAUUUCCAAUGCCGCCAGUAGCGGCCGACACCUUCUCCACCAUCGGCGAGGGCUGCUCGUCACCCCUUUACUCGACUCCGCCGCAAUCAACCUGGCGCACCAGCAACACGACCCAGCAUACGAGGCAGACGACAACACGAUAAACGAGGUGGAUGGCCAUCAUCAACUCAACCACAACCCUAGCAUCACGCGCCGUGCUCUGCAACAGCAGCUCAAUUCCAAUCAAGGCUUAUACGCACCCACAUACUUGGGCGCCAGUUCCUACUCGAACAAUUGGUCCCUGCCGAAUACCUCUGGUCUUUGCGGUAUCACCUUCUCUCCUGAUGGAGCCUUCAACGAUGCAACCUAUUAUUUGAGCACAACGUUUUAUAACGUCUCUGUAAAGCCCGGGGAACUCACUGCCCCGAGGUGUGAUAACCAGAGUGCGGGGCUGUCAGACCCGGUUUGCCCGAGGGUCAACCCUCAAGCGCGUGUCGCCUGGUUUUCGGGCUUCAUGAAGGUGCCCAUCACUGCAGCAACCUCCUGCAAUAGUUCGAUGUCAGGCGUCGUCAUGUGCAAGUGGUUCCUACGGGUCGUGGAUGAUGUCAACAUGACCUCGGCCAUCAACAUCGGUGAUGUGACGAUCCGCAACGGGGUCGAGUACACUCCGAGCGUAACUUCCAGCGAGACGGUCAUAUGGCUGCCGUACAACAAUACCAGCGGUGCCGUACAGGCGGACUUAUACCUGCCGGCAGUGGUGACGGCACGCAGCAAGGGCGUGGGCGGGUUUUAUUUGGCAUUCAAUGUUUCGCUGGUGACUCCAGGUUUUAGGGUGUUUCGGGUGAACAGCUCCUUUUGGUUUUGCAACAAGGAUGGCUGGCCUGUACUGCGUUGA
Messenger RNA from Volvox carteri f. nagariensis, 4245 nucleotides. RefSeq lists its product as uncharacterized. Bases 1 to 4245 code for a protein of 1414 amino acids. Lineage: Eukaryota; Viridiplantae; Chlorophyta; Chlorophyceae; Chlamydomonadales; Volvocaceae. Gene Ontology annotation, biological process: proteolysis. The record is from RefSeq and is a predicted model, not a curated record. Gene Ontology annotation, molecular function: serine-type endopeptidase activity. The transcript has 22 exons.